CUUCCCAUCUCUGCUCCGAGGUGCGGGUCCCCGGCGCGGUGGGGCAGGAGGCGGCGGGGCGCUCCCUCCGGCCGGAUAGUGGUAGGUGCUUCCCGCGGUGGCGUCUCGGGCCACCCCGGCCAUCGCAGCGGGGGCUCGGGGUCGGAAGCGCGCGGGGCUGUUGUCCGGGCGGGGUGGCGCUGCUGGCGCGGGACUAGCUGGGGCCUGUGUCUCCUUGGCUCUCUGUUGCAGCGAGCGGCCGCGUCUCCGGCGGAACCGGCGGCGUGGCGUCUCUAAGGCGAGAGCCUUGAGGUUGGAGGUGGGACGAGCCCAGUGGAGUGGUUAGCCAACGACCGCAGCGACCCUUAGGAGUUCUUAAGACGAGAGCUGUGAAGGGAAAACUACGCCAGGACCUUGUCCCCUAAUGUCCUCUUUCCUUUCACCUCGGGAUGAGUGUGGCAACGCCGUAACGCCUGGCCGCCUGACUGCUCCAUGUUGGCUUCCUUGGGUCUCAACUCCUAAUGCUUUCUUUCCUUGGCCUUCUGAAAACUCCUUUACAGGUUCUUAUGAUUAAACUUGUCAAGGCAUCUUACUUUAGCCUUACGUAAUUGAACAAAUUUCGUGACUCAGUUUUGAAAGGGGGAAAAUAGCUCAUCAUUGCUAUUACCCAAGUUUUCAGGCCCUCCCCCAUCUCCCAGGAAGGGAUUCGAGGUUUUCUUGGGUCCCGUGACUGUAAAGCAGCGCAAAGACUACGUUAUCCUCAGCUUGAGGGUAUUAGAACGUCUAUUACCGGCUUUUGAGCUUUCUUUCCAAAGUUGCCCUAGUAGAAACCGAUGAAAGUGAGUCCUGGUGAAACCCUGUAAGAAGAAAAAAAAGGGAACAAAAGUCCCAGGCUAUGAGUGUUCCGGCUGUUGGAUUGGUAUUUAUUCUAGUGGGGCGGGUGAAGGGGAAAAAAAACAAAACACUGGAGGGGUUUGUUGGCAGGAAAGAAUUUGUUCCUUCUAGAAAAGGCUACUAAUUGCUCUGAUUCUUUUCUGAUUUGUUGUCUAGUGGAAGGAGUAGUAAACAGUUACCGCCUUACCCACCCCAAAAUACUUAAUAUUCCCGAAUCCAGUUUUCAGUUAAAAUUUAUUUAGGCCUUUACAGCCAAGUUAACAAAAAAAAGGGGGGGGUUUUCAAGCUCCCCCUCUUCUGCCGUUUGUAGAGACAUUUUUAAAAUGGUACUUGUGGCUCAUUUAGGUUGACGCACUAUAUAAAGAAUUGGAAGACUCGGGGCUGGAGAGAUGGCUCAGUUGUUAGGGCCUUUGACUGCGCUUCCAGAGGACCUGGGUUCAAUUCGCAGCACCCACGUGGCAGCUCACAGCUGUUUGUAACUCCAUGAUCUAACACCCUCACACAGAUAUACAUGCAAGCAAAACACCAAUUAUAAUUUUUUUUUUUCCGAGACAGGGUUUCUUUGUAGCUUUUUUGGUUCCUGUCCUGGAACUAGCUCUUCUAGACCAGGCUGGUCUAGAAGACCACUCACAGAGAUCCGCCUGCCUCUGCCUCCCUAGUGCUGGGAUUAAAGGCGUGCACCACCACCGCCCGGCCAAUUAUGAAUUCUUUAAAAAAAAAAAAAGAAUCAGAAGACUAGAGGCUUUUCUGAAGGUUCGCCUGGAUUUGUUGUUGUCCUUUGGUUUACUGGAGUGGAACCCAGGGCUUGUAGGUGCCAGGCAAGUGCUCUGGUACUCCUUUUUCUUAUAACAACUUGGUAUUUAAUAUGGUAGUUUUUGUUUUCUGCUGGCCAUAAAUCAGCAGUGAUGAAAUUUCAUGUGACACAGCAGUGGUGUCACCCCUUCUCAUUGCUUUUGAGGGUAACAGCCCUAAAAGAUUUUUAGAUAAUAUAUUUGCUUUAGUUUCUAUAGGAAAUUCUGAGAAGAGUGUGUUAUCUUCAGGAUGUCACAGGGAACAUGAUAGUUCCAUCUCUGGAAAAGUAUUUAAAAUUGGGUGGAAACCUUUUUUUGUUUUGUUUUUCAAACCUUUUGAACCUGUCCUGGAACUAGCUCUUGUAACCCAGGCUGGCCUUGACAGAGACCACCUGCCUCUGCCUCCCAAGUGCUGGGAUUAAAGGUAUGUGCCACCACCUCCUGGCUAAGUGGAGACUUUUUAAGGUCUACCAAACACUGAAGGCAAAAUAUUUGCAUAUAAAUAUAUCUACAUUUACAGUAUUUAGAAUUCAGACCCCAAAGUUAUUUUGUGAUACUUUUAUAAACUUAUUUUUCCUGAUAAUCUAGCAAUGGCUAGAGUGCUGUCAGCAUUUUAGAAAUGAACCACCCCAAACCAUGCUGGGCACACCUUUAACUCCUCCAGUACUCGGGAGGCAGAGGUAGGUAGAUCUGGGUGAAUUUGAGGCCAACCUAGCUACCAAGGACAGCUGGGGUUGGUUACACAGAGAAAUACCAAAAGAAAAAGAACCAAGACCCAGAAGACCAUAUAAGCCCCAGUUAACUGCUCGUUGUAUAUCCAUAAUCUCUUUUCUCCCCCUCCUUUAAUUUUAUUGUAUGUGUGUGGGUGUUUUGCUUGCUGCAGUGCCUGAGGAAGCCAAAAGAGGAAGUUACAUCCUCUGAGGCUAGGGUUAUAGGUGAUGUCAGGUUACCAAGUGGGUGCUGGGAAUUGAACCGGGGUCCUAGAAGAGCAGCCAGUUCUCUUAAUUGCCACAGCAUCUCUCCAGCCCAUAUUUCAGGUUAUUAAUCUAACAAGGAUUUGUAGUCCUAGUUUGACAAUCCAUAUCUGGGUCUAAAACUGUUAUCAAGUAUAUGAGGUUAAGUGCUGAAAUAAGUGUCAGACAAGUUUGAUUAAAUGUGCAGUCAGGGGGCUGGAGAGGUGAUGGUACUUAUUACUAUUCCAAAGGUCCUGAGUUCAAUUCUCAGCAACUACAUGGUGACACACAACCAUCUGUGCUUGCCAACAUAUAUACAGUCAGAACACUGUAUACAUAAUAAAUAAAUUAAUCUUUUAAUUAAAAAAUACGCGAGUCAGAUGGUUGAAUUCUAGAAUCUGGUGGUAGUGAGAAUACUGAAAGGAAAUAUAAGACCAAAACAACUGAUACAAGAGCAACAGAACACAGCUUGAAUUAUUUAAGACUAGAAAUCCUUUUCAAGAAAGACAGGAGAAGGGGCUGGAGAGAUGGCUCAGUGGUUCAGAGCAUUGUCUGCUCUUCCAAAGGUCCUGAGUUCAAUUCCCAGCAACCACAUGGUGGCUCACAACCAUCUGUAAAGAGAUCUGGUGCCUUCUUCUGGCCUGUAGGCAUACGUGUAGACAGAAUAAUAAAAGAUCUUUUUAAAAAAAGGAAGUUAAAAGUUUUCAUUUGGGACUUAAGUUGUGGUGGUGGGUUUUUUUUUGUUUGUUUUGGGGUUUUUCAAGACUUAAAGUUUCUCUAGCUUUGGCGUUUAUCCUGGCUGGAAUUAGACCAGACUGGCCUUGAACUCAAAGAGAUCCCCUUGCCUUCCCAGUACCACGAUUAAAGGAAUGUGCCACCUCCCAGCUUGAUUUAAGAUCUUUAUGAGGACUGGAGAGGUGGCACAGUUGUUAAGAGCACUUGCUGAUCAUGAAGAGGAUCCAGGUUUGUUCUUAGCACUGGCAUCAAGUACCCACAACAUCUUUGAGUUUCCAAAUGAUCCAGUGCUCUCUUCUAGCCUCUAGCACCUGGGUGCAAGUGGUGCACAUCAACAUAUGCAACGCAGAUUUUUUUUUUAGAUUAUAUUAUUAUAUAUACAGUGUUCUAUCUGCAUGUAUGCGUGCAGGCUAGGAGGGCACCAGUUCUCAUUACAAGUGGUUGAUGAUUUGUCAUACCUCUUAGACUAAAUUAAGCUUCUCCAACUUAAUUUUAAUCAUUUACUUAGUUUAAUUUGCUUAAGGGGGCAGGUAGAGUGGAAGUAAGAGAAGGUUGAGUUUUCAUAGUGUCUUCCAGAGGACCUGAGUUGGUCUCUCCCAGCAACCACAUCAGGUAGCUCACAAUUGUCUGUAACUCCAGCUCCAAGAAAUCCCAAUGCCCUCUUCUGGCCUCUGCAGACGCUAAUACAGACGUGUGCACAUAAAAUCUUUUUUUAAAGCUGGGUGUGGUGGUGCAUACCUUUAAUCCCAGCACUCUGGUGGCAGAGGCAAGCCUGGUCCACAUAGUGAAAUUCAGGAUAGCCAGAGCAACACAGAGAUACCAUGAAUGAAAGAAUGAAAUCAGCCUUUUUAAGCCUCUACUGUUCAGUGGUUAAAGGCAAGUGCCACCAAACCCGACAGCCUGAUUUCAGUCCUUCCAGUGUACAUGGUGGAGAAAGAACAGACUUCUACAUGCCUGCCAAUGCACACAAACCACCACUCCCAGUCCAUACAUGAUUUUAGAAAAAAUGGGUAAAGCCGGGCAGUGGUGGCACACACCUUAAUCCCAGCACUCAGGAGACAGAGGCAGGCAUAUUUCUGAGUUCGAGGCCAACCUGGUCUACAGAGUGAGUUCCAGGGCAGCCAGAGAUACACAGAGAAACCCUGUCUUGAAAAACCAUGGGUUAAAGCAACCAGGUAUUGUGGAACCUGCCUAUAAUCAAUCCCUCUUGAAAAGGGAUGGGAGGAUCAGGAGUUGGACUGUAUGGAAUGGGAUCAGGGUGGAGAGGGAGAUAAUGGCUAACCAAAUCUGGUAGCUCAGACCUGUAAUUUGCACUGAAGGGGAAUUGCUGUAGAUACAGGGCAUAGUGAGUUGCAGAUAGCCCGAACUACCAGAAAACCAAGUAGGAAAGAUAAAGCUGUUACUUUGUGGGAAUAGUACUAACCCUGAAUUUGGUGUUGGAUUUAUUUUAAAACCAGUGUGUUUAAAUGCUAUCAUUAAACCAGUUAGUUGUAUGUUCCACUGUUUUUUCUCCACCCUAUCCCUACUUUCUUGUAAAAGGCAGACUUUUGAAAAGAAGCAGUGCCUGUAAUUCAUUUACAAUGCAUUGCUAUAAUUUUAUAGAUGGUAAAGCGUUUGCACUCUGUACUACCCCUAAAAUGGGAAUUAAAAAACCAUGAAGUGACACACAUGGUGGUACUUGGGAAGUGGUGAGAAUUUGCUGCAGCUUUCUGCCCCCACCCAGCCUUGAGAUCUGAGAGACUAACAGAGCAAAUAUUAUAGAUGAGUCUUUUUUUUUUUAAAGCUAAUUGUCUUAUAACUUGGUAACAAGUUUAGCAAGGGAAAAAUUGCUUGACUAAUCAGCAUAAUAGUUUCCUUGAGCCCAGCUGACUAGAAAAUAAUAGUAGAUGCUCAGGCAUCAUGAUCUUUGUAAAAGGUAUAUAUUUCUGUGCUAAGUGAAUUGAUUCUGUUAUUUCAUAAAUCUUAGCAGGUUUAAUAGGACAGAGGUAAAGGUGAAAAUAUAACAGUCACAUUGAGGAAGAGAUUGAUUGUUGAAUACUAGGAAAUGUAGAAGGCCAGCAGUAAAAGAAAAUGUGAGCUGUACAUAUACUUGUCUGUGGUCUUUGUUGUGGUAUUCAUCAGAGGUAUGAGUAGGUAGGCCUGAUAGAAGAAAAUUUACUUUUCCCCCUUGAAAUCAAGACCCUGUCGUGUGAUUAAUACCUUCAUGAAAGAGAUGAAGAUGAAACUAUGAAUGGAGAAUUUGGUGAUUGGUUUUUACUUUGGCUUUAACAUACCCAAGCCAAUUUAGUCCAAUAAACUUGAGAGGAGCCAGUGACCUUGAACAUGGAUCACCACUGCUAAGAGUUAAGCUCCUGUUACCUUCCACACCCAAGUAUGGGGCAUCAGCUCAGCUUUGUGCCUGUUAGGAGAGCUCUUAAACAACUGUGCUACAUCCCAGCCCUUUGCAGUCAUUUUUUAUACCAGCUUUUGAACGUGACAUUUUAUUAAAACACAUAAGCGGUCAGAGUUAUGGGCAAUCUUAAAAAUUCUUACCAAAAGAUUGUAAGUAUUGCAGAUAACCUGAUAUCUGUGGCAUGAGUUUAAAGUUUGAUUAUGAUUGCUAGACACUAAGCCAUUUAUGAUAAAGUUUUUUUAAUUAUACCAAACGUUUAGAGAAUACAAACAUAUGUCAUGUGAGUUGUCCAUGAGCCUUUGUAAUUAGAGACCACGUUGACUUCAUGGUGUAUCAGACAAACAGAAUGUUAAGAGAUGGCUUCACAUCCUAAUUUCUGUUAAAGAACUACCCUAUUGUAUCCCAGAGAAAGAAAGCAUAAGUGUCCCUACUGUAGCCUGAUAAGUAGAGUAUAAUAUUUGGACAACCAAAGUGCAUUUUCUUCUUGGGGCAUUUGUUUUAAAUCCACUGGUUUAUUUCUAUGUAAAUUCCUACUUUAAAGGACUAGAGAAAAAACUGGAAGUUUGUUCACAUGAUGUACAGACUUGAAUAUAUUUAAGUUUGUCCCUAUAAUCUGGUGGGGUUGCCUGGACCUAGUAUUUAAAAGGGUUAUUAUAAUGUUUAUAUAAGUUUAGUCAUAUUUACUGAAUAUUAAGUAUUUAGGUUUUAUAUUUUGCAUCUGCAAUACUGAGUUUCCUAUUGCUUUCUUAUGUUCUGUAACAGUUUGUCCAUAUAGCAAACUCUAGAACCUGUUUGGGUGAGUUGUGCUUUGAAAGCUUUCUGCCUGGCUUCUUUGUGGUUUGUAGUGUCUAAGGUAGAUGGAAGAAACCUUUAUCUCUUCAAUAAGACAGCUUUUAGAAAUGCUUAGUCUAUUGAGACAAGACAGAGAACCGCCUUACCUGCAUUUUUUUUCUCCCUUGCAAUUUAUGUUUCCAAAUUCUAAAUAAGGUUAUGAAUUUCUCUUUUGAAAUUUAAGAUUAGCUAGAUGUGGUCACACAUGAUGUUCCAGUUUCUUAGAAUGGAGAGGAGAGGCUCAUUUGAUACCACAAGUUUGAAGUCAGCCUGGGCAACAUGAUGAAAUCUCAAUUCAAAAACAAAGGGGAAAAAGUUAAGUUCCAGUAAUGGUGAUCUUUAAUCACAGCACUUGAGAGGCAUAGGCAGACAGAUCUCUGAGUAGGAGGCCAAUCUUGUCUACAGAGUGAGUUCUAGGACAGCCAGGACUACACAGAAACCCUGUCUCGAAAAAAAACAAGAGAAAAGGUAAAAGUUCACUGAAAAGUUGAAAUUGUUUCAUUUAAAAAGAUGGGACAGAGUUUUUUUUUUUUUUUUUUUAAUAUCUGCCUUCCAUAAGUGACUACUGGAACCUGGUUUCUAAUACAGUCUUUAGUGAAAGUGGCAUUUAUCUAGUUAGUGUUUGAGAAAUAAGACAUUUUUUAAACAAUAAGCAUUAGUAUGGCCAUAUUCUGUAACAUUUGAUUGUUCAUAGUAUAAGUCUGUAACAUUUAUGAUAGGUGUUAGCAGACAGUUAAGGGGACUACUCUAGAAUGUUGUUUAAAAUGUCUUUUAAAAGAUACUCUGGCAAACUGAUAUUUUGUUGUGGCUCUAAAUCUGGGAUUUAUUUUAUUAUUUUUUGCAUUCACAUAUAUAGCAUAUUGUGUAUUAUAUACUAUUACUAUAUUAUAUAUGUGUCGAUAUAAAUAAAUUGAAUUAUUAGAGUCUCCAGAAGUAAUUUUUGGAGCCAGCAAGUUGGUUCAGUGGGUAAGAGUUGCUGCCACAUUUCAUAACCCAACUUCCGAAUGGACUCUUAACAAGUUGCUUAAAAGAAGUCAUAUUUUGAAAACAAUGUUUAUGAGGAGAGGCUUGGACAUUAAUUUUUGGCUUAUAUAGGAUUUUUUUAAAUUCAUAGUAAAGCUAAAGGUUUAUAGUAUCUCAGCAAAACCUGCUACUUCUGUGUAAAGAGGCUGUGGUGCAUGUGUAAACACUGCUGCCACCACGGUACUUCCACAGCAGCAUACUUGUAUGCCAUUCUAGUGGGUCUGUUUUAGAGGGAGGAAAACUAAAAGGAAGACAUUCUCUUGAUUCGAAUUUUGAACCAGCCCUUUGCGAUUUCAAUUACAAGCAAAUUUAAUAAAUUUUUUAAGCACUAAGUAUUUUGAUCCAGGCAGCUGUCUAGAUAUGAAAGACUAAACACUGGAAAGGUUGGUGGGGUCCUGGUGAUACAGACCUUGAAUGAAGCCUAGCAUUCAGGAGACAGGGGCAGGAAGAUUUCUGUGGGUUCAAGGUCAGAUCUACAGAGCAAGUUCCAGGACAGCCAGGGCUGUACAGAGAAACCCUGUUUCAGGGGAAAGGGAAGGAAGAAGGAAAAAAAAAAAAACACUGGAAAGGUUGUCAUUGAAUUAAACUUCAAGGAAAGGGUCCAAGGAUGUAGUCCAGUUGAAGUGCUUACCUACCACCAGGCCCUUUUUAGUCCUCAGCACUACCUAGAACCAUGUUUGAUGUGGGAUAUCUUACUGUAUAAAUGAAAAUUGAUAUGAAUAUGUGUUUUUGUAAGAGUGGACUAAUUCUUUGCAUUCAUAACUGAGUCUUAAGUGGAUGGAAAAACCAAAUUUUGGUUUCUGUUUUGAUUGUAUGGGUCUCAACAUCAAUCAAGUAAGUUACUGUGCUUUUUAAUCAGUUAUAAAAUAUUUGGUAAGUUUUUAUGUAGAACUAACUUCAGAAACCAGUUGGCAUGAAGGAGAUGUCUUUCUCAUCAGCAGUAUACACAGAUGCCCCUGCAAGGAGUGCAGAUGUGCAUAAAUGCAGAAAGCAGUGGAAUCAAGCAAGGACAAGCAUAUUUUGUUUGUGCUUUAUGGUAUUUAAGUGGUACAAGAGUCAAGGAUUUCUGUGAACCAUAGUCCAUCCUGAGUUAUAAAAAUGCAAAUUUGUGUCUCCUGAAACAACAGCAUACAUUUCAGGAAUUUACAAGCCAAAGUGAAAUUGUUAGAAACUUUGUGCUCUUUUCCUUUAGUUUUUUUUUAAUGCUUGUCUUCAGAACACGUCUUUCUGGUUAAUAUGAAUGGGUGAAAAUGGUAGUCAAAACUGGGAGGUAUAAUUUUACAAAUUUGUUAUGGUUUUUAUCUCUGGCAUGUGUGCUAUCAUGUGAGUUCAGGUGGUGUGUAUGGCCACUUUGGCCUGGGAUGUUUUGCUUCGGCUGUACCUGAAUUUCUUAGUGUGGUUUAUUGAAAGUUAAUUCUAAGAUCAGUAAGAUCCUUCAGCCUGUAAAAGUGGAAAAUGAAUAUUUAGGUGGGGGGGAAUUGUAGUUUAUGUUUGAAUUACAUUUAUAUUAAAAUUAGGAACUAGAAUGGACUUGGGAGGAGGGUAAAGAGUAUGGUUAAAACUUAGAGAAAUUCAGUAAAUUAUGUUAGACUACACAUUUGAACAUUUUUAAAUACUAUAAAAAAAUUGGUUUUUUUAAUUUAUUUUUAAAUAAACUAGUUAUUUGCACUUUCCUGCUGGCCUUUCCAUAUGGUAGAUAACAUUCUAAACUCCAGCAGAGUUUUAUAAUCCCCACGUGCUUAAAUAUACUAAAUGUUCUUUUUCCAUUAAGGUUAAUGUUCGUGAAGAAAUUGAAGAGUUUUUUCCAAGAAUGUGGAAGAUAAAUCAAGAUAAAAGAAGGCUAAUGAAAAGUAUUAAAGAUCAGAAAAUUAAAAUUGAAUGGGGGAAAAAAAUUGAACAGAAGAUUGGUCAGAUAGAAGCACUUGAAUAUUUUUUUAAGGCUAUUUUGAAUUGUUUGGGGAAGAAUACACGAAGUAUGAAAAAUGAAAAACUCAAUGAAGAAUGAAGAGAAGUAGAAAGCAAGAGUGAAGUAGAAUUAAAAGAAUCUGGAAGAAUGAAUGGGUCCUAGGUUAAGUAAAUGAGUCUCGCUCUCAGUCAAAAUCUCCAACGGGAACUCCUGCUCGCGUAAAAUCAGAGAGCAGGUCAGGAUCUCGUAGUCCAUCACGGGUUUCCAAACAUUCUGAAUCCCAUUCUCGAUCAAGAUCAAAAUCCAGGUCAAGGUCAAGGAGACAUUCUCAUAGACGCUAUAGUCGGUCCAGGUCCCACUCUCAUAGGAGACGAUCUCGAAGUAGAUCCUAUACGCCAGAGUAUCGUCGACGAAGAAGCCGGAGUCAUUCUCCAAUGUCUAAUCGCAGAAGACAUACAGGCAGCAGGGCAAAUCCAGAUCCCAAUACUUGCCUGGGAGUGUUUGGCCUCAGUUUGUACACAACAGAAAGAGAUCUUCGUGAAGUAUUUUCUCGAUAUGGACCGUUGAGUGGUGUCAAUGUAGUUUAUGAUCAGCGAACUGGCAGGUCACGUGGAUUUGCUUUUGUGUAUUUUGAGAGGAUAGAUGACUCUAAAGAGGCUAUGGAAAGAGCAAAUGGAAUGGAGCUGGAUGGUAGAAGAAUACGUGUGGAUUAUUCUAUAACCAAGAGAGCUCACACACCUACACCAGGCAUUUACAUGGGCAGACCAACUCAUAGUGGUGGUGGAGGUGGCGGAGGAGGAGGAGGAGGUGGCGGCGGCGGCGGUGGUAGACGACGAGAUUCUUACUAUGAUAGAGGAUAUGAUCGAGGCUAUGACAGAUACGAAGAUUACGAUUACCGGUACAGAAGAAGGUCGCCUUCUCCUUAUUACAGUCGGUAUAGAUCACGGUCAAGAUCUCGUUCCUAUAGCCCAAGACGCUAUUGAUAAUGAUAAUGGAGUGGUUGUGGCUAAGGACUCUUUUUCCCUCCUUUUUUUUGAUUCUGGAUUUUCAAGCUUCUAAUGCUUCCUAGUCCUCAAAACAAAACCCUGGUUAUUUAAUCUGUGGCCAGUUGUGUUUCCGUUUUGCAUCCUUUGUUACUCUCUUAAUGGUGUAAUUGUCAUUUAAGUUGUUCAACAUCUUAAGUAAAAAAGGAGCCCAGUGUUACACUGUGUGGUUCUUUCUGCUUUUUCGGAGAUCGACUCAUUACUACGAAGAAAGAAAUGAUCUUUUGGAAACUUCUGUGACGGAUAUUGUAGUACACAUCCCAUUAGUAGAAAUCUGCAGUCUUGACAAACUGCCUUUUAACCUUCUUUGGGGGAAGAUAAAUAACACUUUAAGUAGUCAAGUUGUCUGGAGUGGCAUGGAACAGUUGAUUAGUUGAGUGUAGAAAGUUUGAAGUUGUAGGAGAAAAAUGAAGAAUGUAACUUUGAACCUAAAAAAUUAAGUCACCUUUUAGGAAUUAAAAGCUUGUAGAUUCCUAUAAAACAUGUUAUAUUUGAAGUUACAUGUUAAACCUUAUGAUCUUAAAGUGUGAGUUUUAUGUUAAAUUUACAGAAACUUAAGUAUUCCCUUAAUCAUUGAAGGAAAACCUUUAUUUAUUACCUAGAAAAAUUGUAUAACUUGCUGUUAGAAAUUUUGGUAUUGGGUUAUUGGUUUUGUGGGUUAUUGUAUAGUAUAGAAUUCUAAAAUACAUGUGGGAAAGAGUAAUUUCAAAUAAAAGUUAAUUUGAAAAUGGGGUUGUCUCUUUGAUAAUAAAAAAUACAACUUGA
This is a messenger RNA of Alexandromys fortis (reed vole), 11312 nucleotides long. RefSeq names its product transformer 2 alpha homolog (gene Tra2a). NCBI's taxonomy places the organism in Eukaryota, Metazoa, Chordata, Mammalia, Rodentia, Cricetidae. Gene Ontology annotation, cellular component: spliceosomal complex. The transcript has 8 exons. Gene Ontology annotation, molecular function: RNA binding. Gene Ontology annotation, biological process: positive regulation of mRNA splicing, via spliceosome. Bases 9939 to 10487 code for a protein of 182 amino acids. The record is from RefSeq and is a predicted model, not a curated record.